AUGGCUCAUGCCGGGAUGGUUCUCGAAGAAUGGCAACUUCUGGAUGGUAUCCUGGACAGGGCAAAAUCGAGCUCGGUAUCACUCACAGGACGAAACCUGACGAUAGCAGACGUUGUAUCUGUGGCACGUUACAACGCGCAAACAGACAUCAGUUCCUCAGCCAUUGAGCGGAUGAAUGGCGGCCUGAACAUGCUUGAGACGAGGCUUCAGGGGGGAGACAUCAUAUACGGUGUCAAUACUGGCUUUGGGGGAUCUGCAGACUCCCGGACCAAGCAGAUCGCUGAGCUACAGCGAGCACUCAUCAGAGAGCUUCACUAUGGGGUUCUCCCUCACGGAGGGAGAGAUCAUCACGCAGCACCACUGGAUGAGACGCUCGAAAUACACCGUCGUGAUCUGUCACUCGAUAUCGGCAGUGACCGGUCUUACUUACCUCGUUCGUGGGGCCGCGCAGCAAUCCUUAUCCGUAUCAACUCGUUGAUAUCUGGGUGCUUGGCCGUCAGACCCGUCAUCGCUGAGCGAAUGCAGGAUUUGUUGAGACACGACAUUGUGCCAAUGAUACCCCUUCGCGGUAGCAUAUCCGCAUUUGGAGAUCUGAUUCCCCUAUCCUAUGUUUCUGGUGCUAUUCAGGGAAAACCCACGAUCCGGGUAUUGUCUAGGGGGGAACAAGACGUCUACGCAGACACAGCCUUGAACAGGGCCGGUCUACAGCCUGUGACAAUACAAGCAAAGGAAGGGCUUGCUAUUACAAACGGGACGGCCGUUUCGGCUGCUGUGGCCGCCCUGGCGCUUCAUGACACCCAGGGUCUUGCUCUUCUGGCUCAGGUGCUCACUGCCAUGAGCACUGAGGCUUUGAAUGGAACCACAGAAAGCUUCCACCCGUUCUUCUCGGAAGCCCGACCGCACCCUGGCCAGAAGCCGCCCACAACAUACUAG
Anthostomella pinea is the source of this 933-nucleotide messenger RNA. NCBI's taxonomy places the organism in Eukaryota, Fungi, Ascomycota, Sordariomycetes, Xylariales, Xylariaceae. The record is from the annotation of a GenBank genome assembly.